This is a messenger RNA of Scheffersomyces stipitis CBS 6054, 1613 nucleotides long. RefSeq names its product phosphoglycerate dehydrogenase (gene SER33). The coding region runs from base 149 to 1555 and encodes 468 amino acids. The transcript has a single exon. Gene Ontology annotation, molecular function: oxidoreductase activity, acting on the CH-OH group of donors, NAD or NADP as acceptor; NAD binding. NCBI's taxonomy places the organism in Eukaryota, Fungi, Ascomycota, Pichiomycetes, Serinales, Debaryomycetaceae. The record is from RefSeq and is a predicted model, not a curated record.
AUUUGAAACUGAACCAAUUCUCAUUAAAUUCUUGUAUUUAAAUAGUUAAAGAAUUUUGAGUAUCAGAAUUUUUCAGUGUAAAGUGAUCAAAAGUGUUCAUUCCGAAUAGAUUAUUCUGAUUUUCUUAUAACAACUCCAGCUAAUUAUCAUGUCUUCUCCACAGCAAAUUGCCGACUCGUUUCAACAGGCAUUGAACCUUUCUAGUUCUCCCAAUGGAACCAAUGCUGUUUCGACUUCUCCUACUCAACUGUACUUGUCGCAGUACAUGCAGUUGAACCAGAAGCCUACCAAGGCAUUGAAGCCAUUCUCCACCGGAGACAUCAAGAUCUUGUUGUUGGAAAACGUCAACCAGACUGCCAUAAAUAUUUUCCACAACCAGGGCUACCAGGUUGAGUUCUAUAAGAGCUCGUUGCCUGAAGAUGAGUUGAUUGAGAAGAUCAAGGACGUGCAUGCCAUCGGUAUCAGAUCCAAGACCAAGUUGACCCAAAAGGUUUUACAGCAUGCCCGCAAUUUGGUCACUAUUGGUUGUUUCUGUAUCGGUACCAACCAGGUCGAUCUUGAGUUCGCUGCAAAGUCGGGUAUUGCUGUGUUCAACUCUCCUUUCUCCAACUCCAGAUCCGUUGCUGAAUUGGUUAUUGCUGAAAUCAUCACUUUGGCUAGACAAUUGGGUGACCGUUCGAUUGAAAUGCACACUGGUACCUGGAACAAAGUCUCUUCCAAAUGCUGGGAAAUCAGAGGUAAGACUUUGGGAAUCAUUGGUUACGGCCAUAUCGGUUCCCAGUUGUCAGUCUUGGCUGAAGCCAUGGGUAUGAAUGUUAUCUACUACGAUAUCAUGAUGAUUAUGUCAUUGGGUAACUCCAAGCAGGUUGACACCUUAGACGACUUGUUGUCCAGAGCUGACUUUGUCUCGUGUCACGUUCCUGCCACUACAGAAACAAAGAAUUUGUUGAGUGGUCCUCAGUUCGCUGCUAUGAAAGAUGGCUCUUAUGUAAUUAACGCCUCCAGAGGUACCGUUGUAGAUAUCCCAGCUUUGGUUCAGGCCAUGAAGGCUGGAAAGAUUGCCGGUGCUGCCUUGGACGUGUAUCCUAACGAACCAGCCAAGAACGGUGAAGACUUGUUUGUCAACUCGUUGAACGACUGGGCUUCGGACUUGUGCUCGUUGAGAAACGUCAUUUUGUCGCCUCACAUUGGUGGUUCUACAGAAGAGGCCCAGUCGGCAAUUGGUGUUGAAGUCGGUUCUGCCUUGACCAAAUACAUCAAUGAAGGUAACUCUACUGGUGCCGUCAACUUCCCAGAAGUCUCGUUGAGGGCCUUGGACUUGGACCAGCAAAACACUGUCAGAGUUUUGUACAUCCAUCAAAACGUGCCUGGUGUUUUGAAGACUGUCAACAACAUCUUGUCCAACCACAAUAUCGAGAAGCAGUUCACUGAUUCCCAGGGCGAAAUCGCCUACUUGAUGGCCGAUAUCUCUGAUGUGGACAUCACCGAUAUCAAGUCAUUGUAUGAACAAUUGGAACAGACUCCAUACAAGAUCGCUACCCGUUUGUUGUACUAAAUUAUAUAAAUGUUCUAAAAAUCUACCUAUGCGUAUAUACUAAUUAAUGCUACUAUAG